This is a messenger RNA of Conger conger (European conger), 3109 nucleotides long. It is a transcript of the gene serac1, whose product is annotated as serine active site containing 1. The record is from RefSeq and is a predicted model, not a curated record. The transcript is spliced from 16 exons. NCBI's taxonomy places the organism in Eukaryota, Metazoa, Chordata, Actinopteri, Anguilliformes, Congridae. Bases 322 to 2292 code for a protein of 656 amino acids.
AGUCUGUAAAAUACCACCAUAAAAAAAUCUGAAAAUAAACGUGUAUUGUUAUUGUGACAUUUAUUGUUCUAUUCGAAUGAGCUGCCAAAUAGGCCAGCGAGAUUGUUAGCAAGUGAAGUUAGCUAGCUAAUUGCCUCUUGUCGUAAAUAAGUCUGACAGCAAUUUGGGUGCUAGAGUAGCCCUUGUACCUCACCUGCCUCGCCUGUAGGAAAGUGAUGAGUUAUUGUUUUAUAAAUAUUAACUAUUCACCAUCUGUAAAGUUCAUAAAUGUCCUGAUUCAUAGCUUCACCUCAACGUGGUGGUCCGGUAUGAUUUUAGAGGAUGUCUGCUACAGCUCUUCGCCUGAUUCACUGUAGAAGACUAAGCACAGCAAACCAAGGAUUAAAGAAAACGCUGUUUUGGGGAAAUAUUAAAAAAAUAGCGAAGGUGACCGGAGCAGUUGUAUUGGGCGGCUGUGUUUUCAUCACCUACGAGGUGGUCGCCCUGAACAAGGCCGUUACCAUCAACACCCAGGCUAUCCUUCAGGAGAAGCGCAAGUCCUACAUCUACCUGAACACCAACACCCUGAACGAACAGGAGAACCUUGCUACCGGCCUCACGUAUAAGACACGGAAAGAACUGCACAAAGCAGCGAGACGAUUUCUGGAGAUCUCCUCGAAAAUCCUCCUGAAGCCUUUGGACGAGCACCUGAGCCACCUGGAUGCGGACCCUCAUGAGUACGCUCUCUGGGUGCUGCUGAAACGCACACGCGCCGCGGCCAGAGCUGACCGCCUGCACGCCGUACAGGAGCUGGCAGAACACACACACUGGCAUGAUUACCAGUACAGAACCGCAGCCCAGGCAGUGGACCAGCGCACAGCCAUCGGCCUCGCCCGGACCCCCCAGGUGGACCUGCGCUUCUUCCGCUCCCCGCCCCUGCUGCCUGUGGUGGAGCACGGCUUCUCCAUAGAGGACAGGCUCAGGCAGCUGCUGGCGUCCCUGCCCCAGGCGGAAGUGGACCAGUGCGUUCAGUACUUCACCUCGCUCGCCCUGAGAGAGAGCAGCCAAUCACUCGCAGCGCAGAGGGGAGGACUGUGGUGUUUCGGGGGGAACGGGUUGCCCUACGCGCAGAGCCUGACCUCGGUGCCUUCGGAGAAGGUGGAGUCUUUCUGCCUGCAGGCACUGGUGCAGCACUCAAAGGUCCCCAGUCACUGUGAUCCCAUCGUGGCCAAAGGGGGCCUGCUGCUGCUGCAGAGGGUGUUCCAGCUCCGCAACGACUCCCAGAAAAUCCAGAGGAACAUCGUGCGCAUCAUAGGGAACCUGGCCCUGAACGACAGCCUGCACAAUGCCAUAGUGCAGUCAGGGUGGGUGUCUGUGCUGGCGGAGAUGAUGCAGUCCCCCCACAUCAUGCAGGCCUCCCACGCCGCCAGGGCCCUGGCCAACCUGGACCGGGACGCCGUGCAGGAGAAGUACCAGGACGGGGUGUACAUCCUACACCCCCAGUGCCGCACGAGCCAGCCGAUAAAGGCGGAUGUCCUCUUCGUUCACGGGCUGCUGGGCGCUGCUUUUAAGACCUGGCGGCAGCAGGAUUUGACGGAAGAGGAGAAAGCCGCAGGCACUCGAGAUGACUACACCGAGUGCUGGCCUAAGUCGUGGCUUGCCGCAGACUGCCCCCACCUCCGCAUCCUGUCCGUGGAGUACGACACACACCUCAGUGACUGGAGGGCCAAGUGUCCCGUCGAAAACCAGAGGAAGUCUUUGGCCCACAGGAGCCGGGAGCUGCUGGACAAGCUGAAGACGGCGGGCGUUGGCGAUAAGCCUAUCAUUUGGGUGGCUCAUAGCAUGGGAGGUUUGCUGGUGAAGAAGAUGCUCCUGGACGCGGUGAAUGACCCAGAGAUGCAGCCGCUGCUGAGGAACACGAAGGGGAUCAUGUUCUACAGCGUUCCUCACUUUGGGACCUUCAUGGCAGAGUAUUCAGUCAAUGUUCGAUACCUGCUCUUCCCCUCUAUAGAAGUCAAGGAGCUCUCCAGAGACUCUCCAGUACUUCGUGAGCUCAAUGAGAACUUUCUGAACAUGGCCCAGGACCAGGACAUUAAAGUUCUGAGCUUUACUGAAACCAGGCCCACCAAUGUCGGCCCCAUGAUCAAAAUGCUGGUGGUGCCUGAGCAGUCUGCCGAUCUUGGGAUCGGUGACUUAAUUCCGGUGGAUGUGGACCAUCUUAAUAUUUGCAAGCCAGAGAAAAGGGAUUCCUUCCUCUACAAGCAGAGUUUGCAGUUCAUCCAAGACACACUGGGGCCCCAAGUCAUACACUGACCUCAGGACUUUUGUUUUUAGGGCACAACUACAGUGUCUGACCCAACUUAAUGAAGUACUGCUGUCCAUACGGUACACUGGAGGAAGAAUGCAAUGCAGAGAGGGUCAUUUGGAAUUUGGAGAAGAAAUUGUGUUUCUAAAUUGUACACUCUGAAUCUGUGGUGUUGUAUGAUUUGAAUGUUUUAAAAGGUGUUGGUCUCGUGGUCAUUUGCCGAGUAACAGCUGUUCUGGGGGGGGGCUGAAAAGAUAAAUUUUGAGAUUGCUUACGUAUGAACAUUAAUUUUUAAAGGAAACAUAAAUAAAAGUACUUGCCAUUUACUUUUAGAGAUUGUUAUGGAAUGGAACCUCCCUGUAAAUAUUGGAGUAAACUUGACUCACAGUUUUAGUAAAUAGGGUCAUAUCAUUUCAAUUGUACUGCACUUAGUGUACAUUGAACAGCGAGGCACUGAAUGCAGUGUUAACCGGUACUCCAAAUGUGCAUUUUUAUCCCACCCCCCACCCCCCUAAUUACUAAAUGAAAGAUAUACUUAUUUAUAUGUUAAGAUACCCAAUGAUUGCCUUGUUUAGGACCAUAUUUUCUCACUUCUACCUCAGGUGCAGUUUAAUGCAUUAAAAAAUACACAUUAACAUUAUUUAUCAGGAAGGCAAUGUCUGUACUUACAUUUUAGUAACAACUGUAGGCUGUUGAUGACCAGUGUUAUUAUUUCUAAGUUACAUUACAAAGGAUCUCUCUGACUUGAACAUGGUUAUUCUGAUAUAUGGAAACAUCGGGCGUUGUCUAUAAAUUAUGUGCACUGAAUAAACGGGCCGAAAGAUG